Messenger RNA from Cetraspora pellucida, 182 nucleotides. Lineage: Eukaryota; Fungi; Glomeromycota; Glomeromycetes; Diversisporales; Gigasporaceae. The record is from the annotation of a GenBank genome assembly.
AACUACAAUAUGAUAACACAGCGGCUUUGCUGUUUGGAUCUAGAAACAUAAUAAUGAAGCCCAGUUAUCUUCCAGUUAUUACAAUAAAAGUUACUCGCGAGGAAUUGAUGGAUCCGAAUUUGUUAAGGCAAAAAUUGGCCACAGUAUUUCGCCUUGGAAAGUAUACAAAUCCUGCUGCUUUA